CAAGGAAUCGCUUGAUGGGAUCAGAAAAGUGUUGGCGCAACACCUAGCAAAGGUUUGCAUGGUGGAUGAUAGCAUGCUGCAUUCGAUUGAAAAGGUCUCGAAGAAGGCUGCAAGAACGUGGCUGGAGUUCGGAAUGCAGAGGUGCAGGCUGGUGAUCAACAUGCAGGAUAUCGCGAAUGCAGGCGAGUCGGACGGGGUGGGCGGCGAAAGCUUCGUGGAGUUCGUUUUGAAGCCGCAGUUGAAGCGGAUUGGGGACUCGGAAGGGGAGCUUUUCGACAAAGUAGAAGUAGUGGCUGGAUGCGAAGGGGAGGUGAAUAGGAUCUCCUACGGGGAGAUGGUGAUGGGAUAAAUAAGCCUUUCAAAAUCCUGGUAUGAUAUCGGAUGGAGAGGACGCCGGGUGUCGGGAGGAUGUUAGCAGCUUGAAGGCUGAAGGAGUGCCGUGCCAUAAUGUGGUGAUUGAGAAAGACACUAGGUCCUAUUACGGUGGCACUUUCUCCGCGUCGGCAACCGAGGCGUAUUCGAAGGCAACGGGCGGUAUGAAUUUGAGGGAUGACGGGAGUUCG
Messenger RNA from Trematosphaeria pertusa, 563 nucleotides. RefSeq lists its product as uncharacterized. The transcript has a single exon. NCBI's taxonomy places the organism in Eukaryota, Fungi, Ascomycota, Dothideomycetes, Pleosporales, Trematosphaeriaceae. The record is from RefSeq and is a predicted model, not a curated record. The coding region runs from base 59 to 349 and encodes 96 amino acids.